Molecule: messenger RNA, 1831 nt
Organism: Tricharina praecox
Lineage: Eukaryota; Fungi; Ascomycota; Pezizomycetes; Pezizales; Pyronemataceae
Product: kinase-like domain-containing protein
Exons: 3
Coding region: 371-1753 (460 amino acids)
Biological process (GO): protein phosphorylation; mitotic DNA damage checkpoint signaling
Cellular component (GO): nucleus; cytoplasm
Molecular function (GO): protein serine/threonine kinase activity; ATP binding
Source: RefSeq, a predicted model, not a curated record
AUGCUAAAGUGUUGCCGACUACUCUGGCUCGGCGUCAGAUCCCAGGCAUUGUGCGCAAUGCGAAUUCCUACGGAAGCGUUGCCGAUUUGAAAGGAAAUCCCGCUGCAGUCGCGCACAUAUUGCACUACAGACCUGAGGCGUCGGCCUUGUCGGCGAGGAAUCGGCAUGGUUUUGUUGGCAGUGCGUGCGUUUGUCGUUUCGCUUGCCCAGUUGACUUGUCGACCACUCCUUCCGGCUGCGUCUCGCCAGUACAAGUACAUAUCCACCGAUACCUCGCGGAAAACGACUCCUCGAAGAUCGUCUGCACGAACCUUUCCGCCAACUUCGUUUCACAUCCGUCCAUCGGCUGCUGUGUAUACUCUGGGGAGCCAUGGCGCCGGCCGAAACGCAUGACGACUGGACGUUUGUGAACUCGAUAGAACCACGGCUCCUGCGCUCGCAGUUUCAGCGAGAAGCCCAGGAAGAAAUCCGAACGACCAAUGGCACCGUGGCGAUAUAUCACCCAGACAAGGUCCGCAAGUUCCUGUCGGAGUGCAAGAUCUCCUCAAUAUGUGAGACGAUGGGCCUGUCUUUGUGUGACGACAGUACCGAUUCCAGGGCGAUACGAAAGAGCUUCCUGAAGACGACUCCGGCGAAGAUACAUAAACGCUUCUGCCUCAUCCUGGGCAUCCUGAUCGAAACCAAAUGGACCGAUGUGCUGCCGUGCUUCGUGCAUGAUAGACUGAACGACCAAGCCCUCGAAGGAGACUCGUUCCAGCGGGAAAGGUUCCGGCAGUUCCACGAGCGGCACGGCCUACCGCCGGACUUCUCCACCGACUUUUGGCGGGCGAAGAAGUCCUUCUUCUUGCCUAAGAUUCGGUCUGGUGAGCAUCAUGUCAUCCGGAAGGACGAUCUGCUGCCGGUUUCCUUCCUCGCUAAGCCACUCGGAAGGGGGUCCCACGGCGUCGUCUACGCCGGCAACCUGAUCCCGGGCCUUCACUGGAGUGACGAAACCCAGACGCCCGUCGCGGCGAAGAAAUUCAAUACCUCCAACGAUCGGAACAUAGAAUACGACAAGAUCCAGAAAUUCGCCGCCCAUCCGUUCGUCUUGCCAGCUCUAUGCACCAUCGACCAUGGAUCCUCCUACUACAUUCUUUUCCCACGAUGCAAGACUUCGCUGCGAGAUCUGUUCAAGGUCAACGAAUGCACCAAUUCACCCGCCGAGAUGUUGCAGCACUACGUGGGACUGCUAGGUGCGCUGGCUUUCUUGCACAGAGACCAACGCGAGGUGUGGAAUUAUCAUUUCGACAUCAAGACCUCCAACAUCCUAGUGAAAUACAACGGCGUGUUCGUCCUGAUCGACUUUGGAACCGCAUAUUCCAAGACCAAGCUCGGAUCGCAAGACUCGGGCACCGAGGCAGGGAAACACAGCUACAGUGCCGAGUACAAGGCACCCGAGAGCGGCAAGAUCGGCAGGAAGUUUGACGUGUGGGCCAUCGGAUGUAUCGGCAUCGAGCUUCUCGUCUGGAUCAAGGAGGGUGCGCGGGGGGUUCGCAGCUUCCAAAAGAGCCGGCAGAAAGACAUCCCCAGAAGCGAAAUGGAUCGCACCCCGUACUACUACGUUGGUAAUAGUCUGGCGCCCUCGGUUCAUAAAAAGUUACGCAUCUUGAGUGCAGAUUUCCCCGGAGAGGUCGAUAUAUUGCGAAGGAUGCUCAAGAUCGACCCGAGCAACCGUAUCACCGCCGAGACGGCACAUAAGCGCUUCGAGGAUUGAGGUCAAGACAUCCUUGCAGCUCAGUUGGCUGCCCAUUGAAUUCCUGGAGUCCGACGAGGAGGAGCCUGAGCCGAAGAA